Messenger RNA from Cydia pomonella (codling moth), 1103 nucleotides. RefSeq lists its product as uncharacterized. NCBI's taxonomy places the organism in Eukaryota, Metazoa, Arthropoda, Insecta, Lepidoptera, Tortricidae. The coding region runs from base 149 to 877 and encodes 242 amino acids. The transcript has a single exon. The record is from RefSeq and is a predicted model, not a curated record.
UUUUAUUUACACAUAUUUUGGACUAAACUCGACAUACACUAAUGACCAGUUAAUUAAUUUCACCUACCAGCAGUUUGUCACAAAAUCCUUUCAGUAAAACUUAAAAUAUAUUUAACAUUCACUAUCUUAACCUAAAAGUGCUGUCAAAAUGGAUUCUCUCAAGCAAUCUAUGGCCGAGAUGACUGAAACCUUCAACACUCGGAUGGCAGGGUUCCAGAAACUGAUUGAGAAGGCUGCUCCAAAUAAUCCCACAAUUGCUUCAGUGUCAGCGGAAUUCCAUACUUUCAAAUUGUUCAUCAAGACCACUUUGGAGGCUAUGCAAAAACAAAUCCAACUCCUGAGUAUGCAACUGGACCAGCAGGACAUGCGUUCUAGGCGGAAAAUGCUCUUGUUGCAUGGUGUGCCCGAGGCCGAGCAGGAAUCUACUUUGAGUCUUGUUGAACUUCUAAAUGGACAUCUCGAGGAAAAGCUAACUGUUAAUGAUGUGAAGCGCUGUCAUCGGUUAGGUCAGCCACGCAAAAAUAUAAAUAGGUGCAUCCUAGUUAAAUUCAGUGAUGUGUCUGUGCGAAACUCUGUUUGGUUUGACAAGAAACGCUUGAAGGGCUCCGGGGUAACACUAUCAGAGUUUCUCACUAAGCCACGGCAUGAAGUUUUCAUGGCUGCACGGGAACGUCUUGGUGUUCGGAGAUGCUGGACCCGCGAUGGGAACGUGUACGUGCUUGACGCGGCAGACAAGCGUCACUGCGUGACCUCUGUGGCUGAGGUGGAACAGUUUCCAGCGGCAGACACAAACCGUGCACUCGAGUCUGCGUCUUCGGGUUCCGGCAGUGCCCAGGAACAAACCAGGAGGUCCAGGAAACCGCCUAAGAAGAAUUAAUUGAACUCUCUUUUCUUAGAACUCUUUUUAACGAUUGUCGUUGUGUUAUUGCUAGUUUGCCUUCUCAAUUUAGUAGUGUAAUAUUCCGUGUGGCUUGCUACCCACUUUAUACCUGUUCAAUUUUUAAUUUUUUUUUUUAAUUCUCGUGGGUUAAUUGUUCUCUUGUUUACAUCAGGUUAUUACAGAUGUGACAUGACAGAUGACAGCUGUCAACAUCUUAAAACUU